Molecule: messenger RNA, 3265 nt
Organism: Malurus melanocephalus (red-backed fairy wren)
Lineage: Eukaryota; Metazoa; Chordata; Aves; Passeriformes; Maluridae
Gene: PAK5
Product: p21 (RAC1) activated kinase 5
Exons: 9
Coding region: 31-2718 (895 amino acids)
Biological process (GO): cytoskeleton organization; apoptotic process; regulation of MAPK cascade
Cellular component (GO): cytoplasm
Molecular function (GO): protein serine/threonine kinase activity; ATP binding
Source: RefSeq, a predicted model, not a curated record
CCCCUGUGGGGACCUGAGGCAUUUCAGAGAAUGUCCUAUCCCUGGAAGUGUUCAGGGCCAGGCUGGAUGGCACUUUGCACAACCAGGUCUAGUGCAAGGUGUCCCUGCCCAUGGCAUUGGGGCUGGUCCUCGGUGGCCUUUAAGGCCCCUCCCAACCCAAACAAUUGUUUGAGUGGCACAGGCAGUGCUGGUUUUGCUCAGCCCUGUGUCUGCUGUGCUGGUGUGUGUGGCCAGGUGAGCCUCCAGGUACUGCAACCCCAGAGGCUCCAGCCCUCUGGUUGUCUGAACUCUUUUAGAGUCCGGYCAGGUUGCCAUCUGUUGGGUCUUGCCUAUCUCUACAUUUUUUCCUCCUUGCCCAACCCCACCCUGCCUGCAGUUGAUCCUGAAAAUCGUGAAGCAAUUGCCAGCAUUUCCAGGCAACCUGCCCAAAGAGCGACACGGCACAGCAGUUUCUCAAGCAGCUCGAUCACAGAGGACUCGGACACGAUGCCAAGAGCUCUUGCAAUAUCUGAUACUACAAGAUCAGCUACUGGAGAUCUUUCCACCAUGUUCGGGAAAAAGAAGAAACGGCUGGAAAUCUCCGGGCCCUCCAACUUCGAGCACCGGGUCCACACUGGCUUCGACCACCGGGAGCAGAAGUUCACGGGGCUGCCUCAGCAGUGGCACAGUUUGCUGGCAGACACGGCCAACCGGCCGAAGCCCAUGGUGGAUCCAUCAUGCAUCACUCCCAUCCAGCUGGCUCCUAUGAAGACUAUUGUUCGAGGAAACAARCCUCGAAAGGAUACUUCGAUCAACGGUCUGCUGGAAGAGUUUGACAAUAUCUCAGUGACACGAUCCAAUUCCCUGCGGAAGGAAAGCCCUCCCACCCACCACCAAGGAAACGCAAACCAUGUGCAGAGGCACCAGGAGGAAAAUGGCUACAUCACGUAUUCCCAGUACUCCAGUGAGUCAGACACUACCACAGACUAUGUCGUGGAGAAAUACCGAGACAAGGGUCUGUACGGGGAAGAGUUGGACAGAUACUACAAGGGCAGCUACGCCRCCAAGCAGAACGGCCACAUGAUGAAGGUGACAUCCCGGGACAUCUACUACUCGGAAGUGACACCCCUGCAGCCAGACCUGUCCAGGUUCCUCCCAGAUUACCACGCACACCUGGAGACCAAGCCCAAAGCGCUGGAAUACGGCGGCCUGAAGCUGGAGUAUCAGCGGAUCCCCAGCGGAUCCUCCCUGGACUACAGAGAUUCCUUUUCUUACGCCCCGUCCCGCGCGUCGGUGCAGAGCGAGUGUCCCAAGGAGAGGCUGGAGUACGGUGACAGCGACUGGGGACACGGCCUGGGCAAGGACGACUACGACAAGAGGCCCAAAUCUUCCUACGUGGACCCCGCGAGCCCUCAGCCGACCAUGAGGCAAAGGUCCAGGUCGGGCUCCGGCCUGCAGGAGCCGGCCAUGCCCUACGGAGCAAGCGCCUUCAAAGCACACCAGCARGGACAUUCCUACAGCUCCUACACCUACCCCCGCCUGUCUGAAACGGCGGCAGGCAUUCCCAAGGUGGAUUAUGACCGAGCACAGCUGGUUGUCAGCCCACCGCUCUCUGGGUCCGACACCUACCCCAGGGGCCCAGUCAAGCUACCUCAGAGUCAGAGCAAAGUCAGCUACUCAAGCAGCAGCUACCAGUACCCUCUGGUCUACCACAAAGCACCCCCCUAUCACCAGCCACCUCUCCAGCCCGGCUCCCCCUACAUUUCCACCGCCUCCUACCCCAGCUCCCCGAGCAUCACGUCAAGUGCUUACCCCCCGCCCAGCUGGGGCUCCUCCUCGGACCAGCAGCCCUCCAGGGUGUCCCACGAACAGUUCCGAGCUGCCCUGCAGCUUGURGUCAGCCCCGGAGACCCCCGGGAGUACUUGGACAACUUCAUCAAGAUCGGGGAGGGCUCCACGGGCAUCGUGUGCAUCGCCACCGAAAAGCACACGGGGAAGCAGGUCGCUGUCAAGAARAUGGACCUCAGGAAACAGCAGAGGAGGGAGCUGCUCUUCAACGAGGUUGUGAUCAUGAGAGAUUACCACCACGAGAACGUGGUCGACAUGUACAACAGUUACCUGGUGGGGGACGAGCUCUGGGUGGUGAUGGAGUUCCUGGAGGGCGGCGCUCUGACGGACAUAGUGACUCACACCAGGAUGAAUGAGGAGCAGAUUGCCACGGUGUGUCUGUCCGUGCUCAGAGCCCUGUCCUACCUGCACAACCAGGGCGUCAUCCACCGYGACAUCAAGAGYGACUCCAUCCUGCUCACCAGCGACGGCAGGAUAAAAUUAUCCGAUUUUGGGUUCUGCGCCCAGGUGUCCAAGGAGGUCCCCAGGAGGAAGUCCCUGGUUGGGACACCGUAUUGGAUGGCACCGGAGGUGAUWUCCCGCCUGCCCUAUGGCACCGAGGUGGACAUCUGGUCCCUGGGCAUCAUGGUGAUCGAGAUGAUAGAUGGUGAACCCCCCUACUUCAACGAGCCGCCGCUGCAGGCCAUGCGCCGCAUCCGGGACAACCUCCCGCCCCGCGUGAAGGACAUGCACAAGGUCUCCUCGGUCCUCCGCGGCUUCCUGGACUCGAUGCUGGUGCGGGAGCCCUCGCAGAGAGCCACGGCACAGGAACUGCUGAGACACCCCUUCCUCAAACUGGCUGGGCCCCCCUCGUGCAUCGUGCCCCUCAUGAGGCAGCACAGGCAUCGCUGACGCGUUUUGGGAAGGGGUCAGCGCCGAGUCCGGCUCACGGCCGCGUGGGAAUGCCAGCAGUUGCGUGGGAUCCGCAGGAGUCAAACCUUGUGAAGGAAUGGGCCCUGCGGAAAKGCCGCGGUGUACAAAGAACCCCAAAGCAGGCAGUGCUCUCUGUGCUCCCCAAGUGCCAGGGACAGGGAGCAAUCCCAGCCUCGCUCCGCCACGCUCUGGCACCUUCUAGGCCAUCCAGCCAGAAGACACCGAAUGCCARCGUUGGAAAGGUAAUUUGGCAGAGGAGAGCACAGCCAGAGCGGAACACCAGGACUUUACUGCAGGCUCCGGCACUUCUAUUUCAGAAGAACACUUUUCUGACAAAAUUAAGCACUUUUUAUCUCGGUCAGAGCAGCGCAAUGUAUUUUGCAACAAGUUUGUAAUUUUCUGUACAGUACAUUUUGAUAACUUGCAGUACUUUGUCAUGUAACUGUUGUGUUAGUUGAAGUAAUACGUGUAAUUUAGCGAGAAUUUGAGAAUAUGAAGUUUCCUACUUUUUUAACCCUUUUGAAAA